AUGCCGAUCAUUAAUGCUGGAGACAAGGAAUUUCAUUUAUCUCAUGAAGAAGAAGAUAAAUUGAACCAGUUUAAAGGUAUCACAGAUUUCCCAGAGGAUGAUCUUGCACAGGUGAUAAAACUAUUGCAGAAUCAUAGUUGGCAUUUAGAACCUGCCAUCAGCCGUUUUUUCGACGAUAAUUGGAAAGAUUCAUUGUCUCAAUUAUCAUCUGCUACUACUGGAACAAGAGGCAAUUCAGAUGAAAUGGAAUUACCUACUGGAACGUCUCCAUCUCCACCACUAACAAGAAUUCCUACACCAGGUCCUCGCUUUGAUAGAAAUGAUGGGGUAAGAGCCAGACAUACGUUGAUAGAUCAAUGGCAAGCAAGCAGAAGCCUUGUUCCAAUAUUACCGUUGGUGAAACGAUUGCCAAUUGAUUAUAGAGAUAAAUUUAAAGUAGUUGGGUUGAAUUAUGCUCCAGGUGUUUCGAUACCGGGAAAUAAUGAUUGGAGUCCCGUAGUAUUGCUAUUAAUGGUUAUACCAAGAUUCUUGUGGAAAUUAGUCACUGUAUUGUGGUCAUUGAUUACGUUUGGUCUGUUAGACGAUAAUGAUAACAGUAAUGGCCAAAAAAAUAGCGUGAUGGUACAUGUUCCAAAGCUACCUACUCAGGAAUUUGACAAAAUUGUUUUAUCCGACGUGUGGAAUGACGCUACAACUGAGAAAGAUUGUGAAAAUAUAGAAAGAGCCACCAAAUGGUUGAGGGGUCCUCACAUCCCAUUCAAUGAUGCUCUUAAAUUAUGCGAAGAAGAGUUUAAAUUCUUAUUGGUGGUCCUUGUAGGCGCAAUGCCAAUUUCGAAAUCAUCAUUUGAGGAUACAAAUGAUGACGUGAAAGACUCAACGGAUACACACACAGCCAAUAACGGAAAUAUAGAUACUAAUUCUUUGAAGAUUAUUAACAAAUUUUUUACACAUGAGAAAGUAUUAGAUACACUUGAUAAACAUAAAGACGAGCUGAUUGUGUAUUUUGGAUCUGUCACUGAAUUAGAACCGUGGCUUGUUGCAAGAAACUUAAAUAUUAAAUAUACUCCCGAAUGUUUAUUGGUUGGUAAUGUAUUAAAUGGCAAUGGAUCCCUAAAUGGUACUACAAGACUAUCUGUAUUAUCUAGGUUACGAAUCAAUUCCACAAGAAAAUUCCAAAAUUCUUUAAAAGUGACAUUAGAUAAAUUUGAAAGCGAAUUGGUUGUGAGUAGAACUGAAAAAGAAGAACUUAGAGUAGCAAGAGAAAUUAAACAAUUGCAAGAACAAGCAUAUGAAGAUUCUCUACGGAAGGAUCGUAUUAAAGAGGAGAAUCGUAGGAUAGAUGCUGAAGAGAAGGCCUUACAAGAUGAAAUAAAAUUGGAAAAAGAACAACAGAUAAAACUAGCCGAAACGAUAAGCAACCUAAGAUGGUUAAAACUUUGUGUUGAUUCCUUAGGUCAGGAUACUUCUAUAGAUAAAUUGAAUGAAUGCGCUACUUUACAGAUCAGAACCUCAAACGGUGCCAGAAUCGUUAAAAAAUUUAAAAGUGAUGCUACAUUACAUUCUGUAUACUGUAACAUUGGGUGUUACUUGUAUUUGAAUCAAAAUUCUUCCGACUCUGUUGAGUGGAGUCAGAGUGUAAUGGACAAAAUUAAAGAGUUGGUUAAUGAUUCCUCAGUAUUAUGUUUUAAAGAUAAAUUAACUAUAGAGGAUGAAUUAGAUGAAAUGCAUCUGAAAGAAUUGAUUUCUACUGAAUUAACAAAAUGGAUGGAAUUAGGUGAUAAGGACUCUCCAUUAUCAUUUGAUUUCGAGUUAGUUUCUCCAUUUCCAAGAUAUGAAAUUCCUCAUAAUGAACAUACUAAGAUAAGAGAGGUGUCACAACUAUGGCCAAAUGGGAGUUUAUUAGUCGAAGACAUUAUCGAAUCAGAAACUGAUGAAGAUGAAGAUGAGGACGAGUGA
Molecule: messenger RNA, 1956 nt
Organism: Maudiozyma barnettii
Lineage: Eukaryota; Fungi; Ascomycota; Saccharomycetes; Saccharomycetales; Saccharomycetaceae
Gene: UBX2
Product: Ubx2p
Exons: 1
Coding region: 1-1956 (651 amino acids)
Cellular component (GO): endoplasmic reticulum
Molecular function (GO): ubiquitin binding
Source: RefSeq, a predicted model, not a curated record